Marasmius oreades (fairy-ring Marasmius) is the source of this 686-nucleotide messenger RNA. RefSeq lists its product as uncharacterized. The transcript is spliced from 2 exons. NCBI's taxonomy places the organism in Eukaryota, Fungi, Basidiomycota, Agaricomycetes, Agaricales, Marasmiaceae. Bases 1 to 633 code for a protein of 210 amino acids. The record is from RefSeq and is a predicted model, not a curated record.
AUGUCUGCCUUUUUCCUGGUGUUUAGCGAGCCUGGCGGUCGAGUGUCGUUGGAUGAGUUCCAGGAUUGGUACAACAACGAACACAUUCCCCUUCGUCUCAACCAUCUCCCUCAGUUUCUGUCUGGUGCUCGCUACCAGUCCACUGACCCUGGCGACGACACCUGGCUCUCCAUAUACCAAGUCACCCAUCCCGAUAUCUUCUCUCAUCCGUCUUACACAACCCUCAGAGAGAAUCGGAGCCCACGUGAGGCAGAUCUCGUCAAACGUCUUGCACUUCUAGACAGGAGAUGUUACCACAUCGUCAAUGUCGCUUCCUCUGGCGUUCCCUGUGGUUUCGAACUGGGAGAGCACACUACUCAGGCUCUCCUCACCUAUGCAUCUACGACCGAUAAGCCACCUUCCAUCCCCUCCUCACUCAGGACACACGUCUUGAGCUUAUUUGAUCACAGCACCAUGAAACAUGGUGCCACUGUAUCCACCGAUUAUCCGGAGUAUCAUGUCGUUCAUGAGUUCGCCAACGUAGCCGAUGCGACCACUGCUGCAUCUCUCAUCGAUGAUCCCCAGCUCACCCAAGUCAAAACUUUCAAGUUAUACAGAGCUUAUCCCUGCGUUGCACAGGGCAAUUUACCAUAGGCCCGUAAUUUACGGCUGAGAAUAAAUUUAACGUCGUCCAGUUAUUACCACGG